AUGCUCUACAAGCCAGAAGAGCGGAAAGUGUCCAUGCCCAGAGACAUUUUAAUCCGUUUCCAUUAUUAUUCCACCAAGGAAGCCAUUGUCAAAUAUGGCAGAGACAAUGUCUUACAAUUCUGUGAUACUGAGCUGGCGAUAUACCAGAACCUCUCACCCACUACCCUGCAAUGCCGGAAGGAAUGGAGACCAGCUGCAGAACUCCUCAGGCGACAUGAGACCCAAUAUACCUGGGGUCACCCUUUUAAGUUGGUAGCAGUUAAGGCUGAUAAGAUCCAUACCCUGAUGCCGGGAACCGACCCAAUCCCCUUCUUCAGAGAACUUAUCAUCGAACCGUCACCGGACUUUACCCUGCACACCUGAGUGAGGCAGACGUGGACAACCCUUGAACGGAACUGGCAGGAGGUCGGGGUCGGACCGGACUGUACCACUUGAAUGGGAAGAUUUGCUGCCAUACACCCCAUCUGUUCCAGUGCCCCAAACUGGUUACACCUGGUGCAGUGAGACAGCAAGACCGCACACAAGUGCAGAUAAGUGCUGGGGGGAACAGGCGUCUGAGGACUCGGGGUAAUUUGGGAACACUCAUGCUUGUUUUU
Molecule: messenger RNA, 596 nt
Organism: Pelobates cultripes (western spadefoot toad)
Lineage: Eukaryota; Metazoa; Chordata; Amphibia; Anura; Pelobatidae
Source: the annotation of a GenBank genome assembly